Angiostrongylus costaricensis is the source of this 600-nucleotide messenger RNA. The record is from the annotation of a GenBank genome assembly. Lineage: Eukaryota; Metazoa; Nematoda; Chromadorea; Rhabditida; Metastrongylidae.
AUGAGUUACAUCGGCUCAUUCCGUUUUGUACCAAGUAUCUUCAGGAUUGCUUUGUUGUUUUGCGUGUUUUUAACAUAUGCAAAUAUCUGUUCUCCAAUUGUCAACAUAAAAUGUCAGGUGUGGCGACAUGGUGAUCGCUCACCGACAAGAACCUUUCCAACUGAUCCAAUUCAAGAGGUGGACUGGACAUUUGGUGGAGGAGGAUUUGGACAACUUUCACCGAAAGGAAUGGCACAACAUUUAAAAUUUGGAAAACUUCUAAGAAAGCUCUACGUUGACACAGGUUUCCUAAGCAAGAAGUAUUCAUCGAAAGAGGUUUACAUUCGGUCGACAGAUGUGAACCGCACGAUUAUUUCAGCGAUGUCGAAUAUGCUGGGUAUGUACGGUCAGAACGAUGGCUCUAGUCAGGCUGGAGUCGACUACCCGGAUGAGAUCGGUUGGCCAGUCGGAUAUGUGCCAAUUCCUGUGCAUAUUGUAGAUUUUCACACUGACCACGUAUGCCACUUAUUACCAAAAUCUGCACAUGAUAGAAGAUUAUUCCUGAGAAGGAUGUCGAAAUGUAAUCUAAACUGGGUCCUAUCUGGUCGGAUGUCAACUUAA